Anopheles coustani is the source of this 2084-nucleotide messenger RNA. It is a transcript of the gene Smyd4-2, whose product is annotated as SET and MYND domain-containing protein 4. Bases 1 to 1995 code for a protein of 664 amino acids. NCBI's taxonomy places the organism in Eukaryota, Metazoa, Arthropoda, Insecta, Diptera, Culicidae. Gene Ontology annotation, molecular function: protein binding. The transcript is spliced from 4 exons. The record is from RefSeq and is a predicted model, not a curated record.
AUGGCCACGAUCGACAACGAUCCCGCCUUUACGUCACUGUGCAACGAGAAAACGCUGCAGUCGCAGAAGGAGGGCUUCUUCAACGUGUUCUACGCGUCGGUGGCGGAAAACUUCACCGGAAAAAAUGCGAACUGGCUGACAGAGGUGUACCAGCGGCUACCAACCGAUGCCGAGAAGCUGCGGGUGGUUUACGACGAUCCGGUGGUCGCUUACGAGGUGCUCGGUACGCUAGAGCACGUGCAGCCCGUGUUCCGCGCCAAGGAUGCCCGGUUCUCGUGGCAACGGCGUGAGCAGGCGAUGAAGCUGCUGGGAGAGAAUAAGUUCCAGCAGGCGCUCAUGAUGGCCUGCCAGGCGGUGAUGCGUGCACCGGCUCAAGGCGUCGAUAAGUUUAUCGACAAAGGGCUAACGCUGGCACUCGCCUUGUGGACACGGGCGGAGGUAUUUAUUCGCAUGCUGGAUGGCAAGCGGGCCCAGCAGGAUCUACAGCUGGCGGUCAAGUGUGGUCUUCCGGUGAAGCAGAACGCCGAAUACUAUUUACGCGUCGCUAAGUGUUACGCUCUCUGCGGUGAGGAUGGUCGUGCGGAGGUUGCGGCGAAACUGUUCCAUCAACUCUCCGGCCACAACGAUUAUGCACUCGGAAGGUUAAAGGAAGACAUGGAGGAUCUGCGGGUUCUGAAAAAGGAAACUCCAACGGUGGAGCAGGACCGUUCUCUUCCGGCGCUGGCCGGCGCAGGUGAGAACGUCGAGCUGAAGGGUUGCAGUACGAAGCUAAAGCUCGUCGGAGCGCAAGAAGAUCCACGCGGACGGUACGUGAUAGCGGCUGAAGAUAUUGGUCCCGGGGAACCAAUUGUCGCCGAACCGGCCGAGGCUGCGUGUUUGUAUCCCAAGUUUUUCGGAUCACACUGUUACGCCUGCUUUGCGAGGUUAAUUGCCCCGGUGGCGUGUUCGGAAUGCUGCGGUGUAGCAUUCUGUUCCGUUGCCUGUCGGGACAAGGCGUGCGCCACGUACCACCGAUUCGAGUGCCAGUAUCUCGAUAUGAUGAUCGGUUCCGGUAUGUCGAUUUUGUGCUUUAUAGCGCUGCGUAUUGUCACCCAAGCUGGCACUCCACAGAAGGCCAUCGAAGCGGGUCAAUCGCUGUUGGACACGCUCUGCAAGCAUACGGAGCGUCGCGACCCAGAGGACCACUUCAAGCGUACCCUCAUGACCACCUUCCUACUCCGGUGCCUUCAGAAGGCCGAAUUCUUUGGCCGACGAACGACCGAAUCGCCCGAACCGAACCCGCUCGAGUUACAAGUCGGUGCGAUCUUGCUCGGUGCGCUCCAGUCGCUGCAGUUCAACGCACACGAAAUCUACGAAACACGUGUCACGGGCGAACAUCGGUUCGAUACGGCCAAGGUGCUUUACCUCGGGGUCGGUAUCUACCGGGCGGCGUCCAUGUUUAACCACGAGUGCCGCACCGGAGUGCUGCGCACGUUCCUCGGUACGUCGAUCAUUUUCCAUACGGCCCGAACGAUUCCGCGCGGUGAACUGGUGCCGGAAAACUAUGGACCACACUUCCUGCGUCAACCGAAAGCGGUGCGGCAACGCAAUCUCCGCUCGCGGUACUGGUUCAAGUGUGAGUGCAAGGCGUGCAUCGAAGAUUGGCCCCAGAUGGACAAACUGACCGAUAAGCCACGGCUGCUCUGCCCCAAUGGGAACUGUGGUAACGUACUGCCGUAUCCGGGCAAGCCGUCGCAGCGCAAUCCAAAGUGCAGCAAGUGUAAGACGCAGGUCCAUCUGGAAGCGAGCGUCAAAAUGGUGGAAGCAUGCGAUCAGCUGUAUGUGACCGCAGCGGAAAUGAUGGCGAACGAACAGGUCGAUCAAGCGAUCGAACUGCUGAAGAAAGGUAUCACCAUCUUCUCCCAGGUGGCCGUCCCACCACACAAGGCAACCCACAUCGCGCAGGAGGCCCUUCGGUCCUGUCUUGCCGACAAGGGCAACGUCAACCAUUACUGAACGUCUAUGUCUUCGUCUAUUGAUGUUCAUCAAUUUUACGAGGCAGAGAGAGAGAGAGAAAGAGAGAAAAUAAGGUGUGAUUAUAAAAC